ACAUAACCGAUCUUCGGUCCGUUGACCAAUCAGAAUCGACGGAGGAAGUUUCAAACUCACCAUUCUAAAUAUUCUAAACAAUCCGAGAGUUGUCUCGUUUGUGAUUCCAGGAGUGUUUACCUGAUUGUCUGUUUACCGACUGUUGGAGCUGCAGGGAUGGAGGAGCAGCCUGUCUGUAUACAGAAUGAGUCAGCAUGUCUGGCUGAGGCUCAUGACAGCAGCAGGGUCCUGGAUCAGGAGACCGGGGUCAGCGAGGUCAGUGAGUACUGUAAAGACCUCCUGAUGAGGGGACAGGAGGAGAUGAACUUUGAGGAGCUGCGGGCUGAGAGAUACUUUGAGCUGAAGAAGAAGAAGAUGCAGGAGAAGCUGCAGCGUCUGAAGGAGGAAGAGGAGCAGCUCAGGCAGGAGCUGGAGAAGAAGAGGCAGCAGCGGCUCAGUGUGAGUCAGGCCAGGAAUUCCUGUAAACCUGCCGCUUCCUUCCAUGUUUAUGAGUCUGCUGAAGAAAACCCUUCUGGGAAGUCUGAGGCUGCUUCAAGCCACCGGCCCAAUGACCUCAUCGUAAAAUCAGAUGAGAAGGGACUCUGCCUGAAGGUCUUGUUUCCAGGACUUCCAGGAGUCGUUUCCUCCAGAGGCUCCCAGAACUCAGAGCCGGAGCAGUAUGGACUCCAGAAACUCGACUUAGGCAAAGUUGGAGCAAAGCAAAUGUACAGAGGAGAUUCAAAGAGGUCCGGGCCCCUGACCAUCUCCAAACCACAAGAGAACCUGAGCCCCAUCGAGGAGAUCAGUGUGGAGUCGGCAUCCCUGCCCUCACCGGAAGGCUGCAGUCCUAUAGAGCGGGAUCACAGCACACAACCUGGUACGAACUCAAACCGACCAUUUGCAGCUGCAGUGAAUCCCUGCGAUGCGGAUGUUCGACGAAGGCUCUUGGAGAACUCCGACAUCUUUUCCUCUCCGAACUUGCACUCGCAAAGUGGAUCUCUUCCUGCCGUGACCGAGCACAGCUGUCUGCAUCUGGGGGGGGCUGUGUUUGACAUUUUCUCCACACUAAUGGAUGGAGACGGUUUCUCAGUAUUUCAAGCGAGCACAGAUAACGAUUUCGUCCUCAUCAAGGUGGACAGCUGCUCCACCCCCUGGGAUUUUUACCAGUUUGGUCGCUUAAGGAGUUCCUCCGCCGGGGCUGGGCUUCCUCUGAUCAGCUGUUUCCUGUUUGAUGACGGCUGUAUAACUGUCUACACCCCCCCCCAGGACCACACAUUCACGGAGCUGAUGGAGUCGGUUCAAGAUUCUUCUGAACUGGUGGGGUGUAAAGCCGUCGGCCUGCUGCAGCUGCUGCUGCAGCUACACUCCUGCCGGCUGCUGCACGCAGCGCUGCGACCCAACGUGCUCACCUGCUGUCACAUAGGGUGCCAGGAGCCAGCCUGCAUCUUCCCCAUUGACUGGUCAACCUCGGUGGAUCUGGACCUGCAGCAGAACAUCACAUCCGUCCAGCACCUCCCAUCUGCACAACCUUACAUCCACCUGGGUCUUCUAGAACCCAACGACCCCCCUCACCUGGUUGACCUGGUGGGCGUGGCUGAAACAGUUCACCUCCUCCUGACCAACAGCGCCAUGGUUCUGGUGAAGGAUGCGAGCGGCUGGCAGGUGGAGCAGUUCAGUGGAGACGGACCCUGCGACAUCGACACCACCAUGUGGAGGAGGUUUUUCCGCUCGCUGCUGAAUGCUGGCCGCCGCUCGCCAACGUCCAUCCUGACGGAGCUGAAGGAGCAACUAGUGUCACUUUACCUUUGAGACGUUCAGCCUUUGUGCUGCGUUCAAAGACCUGAUCAAUUUUCUCACAGGCAUUUCUGCAAAAGCUGCAUUUCACUACUUCAAAAUAAAACUGUUUGAAAUGAAUGCAAAUAAAUUUAAAGGAUGCACAAAGUUUUUAUUUUGGAACCUGCAGGUGGAACAGUGGAUGAAGCUAAUGGAAAGUCAGGAACAUCUCGAAGAGUUUGGUUUUUGACAAAGCCGUUUUUUAAAAAUAUGAUUAACCUCUAAUAGUCUAAGUCCUUUUUGAGGGUGUUUAACAACUUUCCAAUUUCCAAUAAUUUAUCUUCAAAACUGUUAUUUGUGACAUUAUUUCAUAUCCAUCUUUUUUAGUACAACCCCAGCUUCUUUUAAAAAAAAAACAUGUUUUCAUUAUAUUAUAUAGUAAUUGUAAAAUAGCCCUAAAUCUGUACAAAAUAAACAUGAAUUCUGAAAAAUAAA
Oryzias latipes (Japanese medaka) is the source of this 2247-nucleotide messenger RNA. The record is from RefSeq and is a predicted model, not a curated record. NCBI's taxonomy places the organism in Eukaryota, Metazoa, Chordata, Actinopteri, Beloniformes, Adrianichthyidae.